Molecule: messenger RNA, 731 nt
Organism: Gadus macrocephalus (Pacific cod)
Lineage: Eukaryota; Metazoa; Chordata; Actinopteri; Gadiformes; Gadidae
Product: mast cell protease 3-like
Exons: 4
Coding region: 1-606 (201 amino acids)
Biological process (GO): proteolysis
Molecular function (GO): serine-type endopeptidase activity
Source: RefSeq, a predicted model, not a curated record
AUGUAUCGCUUACUCAAACUCCUCUUUAUUGUGCUGGCAUGUUCAGCGCUACAAGCACUUGGAGGUUCAAUUAUUAACGGGAGAGAGGUCCCGGAAAAUUCAUUGCCAUACAUGGCUUAUGUGGAAGACAAAAUUGAGGGAUAUUACUGUGGUGGAUUUCUAAUUAAAAAGGACAUUGUACUUACUGCUGCCCACUGUGACUUCAAACCCACCACAAUUCAACCAAUUCGACUUCCAAAUAAGAGGACCGAGAGAAUCAAAGACAAUGCGGCGUGUUUUGUAGCUGGAUGGGGCGCCACUGGACGCCGUGCUAGGGGCUCUCAACUGAGAGAGGUCGAUGUGUCUACUAUCAACCGGAAAACCUGUGAGAAGGCAUGGCGUAAUAAACUGCCAGCCAAUAUUAUCUGUGCAGGUGGAUACAGAACAAAGAAAGGUUUUUGCCAGGGGGAUUCUGGUGGACCUCUUGAAUGCAACAAGAUGGCGGUUGGAAUAGCAUCAUUUAACAACCAUACCUGUCACUACCCAGAUGUACCUAACGUCUACACUGACAUAGCAAAGUUUCUGCCAUGGAUUAAUAACCCAAAGAGAAAAUGCAAGAAUGAUUAGUGUGUAUUUUUAUAUAUAUUCAAGCUAAAUGUGCAAUGCUGUGUUAUCCAGAUUGUUUGAAGAGGUACACUGUAGGCUAUAUAGUUUCAUUAUAUUCCAGUUUUAUCAGGCAGUGCUUCUUAACA